This is a messenger RNA of Cornus florida, 2732 nucleotides long. Its product is annotated as pentatricopeptide repeat-containing protein At5g13770, chloroplastic. Lineage: Eukaryota; Viridiplantae; Streptophyta; Magnoliopsida; Cornales; Cornaceae. Gene Ontology annotation, molecular function: protein binding. The record is from RefSeq and is a predicted model, not a curated record. Bases 55 to 2091 code for a protein of 678 amino acids. The transcript is spliced from 2 exons.
ACAAUCACAAUUCACGGUUCUCACCCCCAUCCUUUGAGAAUUGAUCCAUCUCCAAUGGCCAUUACCAGUUCUUCAGAUCAGUGGUCAUCAGCAGCAGCAGCUUGGAUAAACAAUUGCAGAAGAGAACAGCAGUCCUACUACUGCUACAAGCCGUCGUGGUCGACUACUAGUAUCUUCACCACCACCACCACCACCACCAGCAGUUCAUCUUCUAAUUCAGCAUGCAAAAGCAGGUUUCUCUCCUCCAAAUCUCGACUACUACUUGUCACGGCCGCCAAAUCAUCAUCCUCCUCCUCCUCCUGUCCAUCCCCAAAAAUCUUGGAAAUUAAUCCACCACCACCACCAGCAUCAUUCAGCAGCAGUAGUACCAAUCAUCCAUCCCUCAUCGAAUUAUCAGACCCAAAAGAUGAGUAUGGCCAUCAUUUCAGAACAAUACCCGAAAAAGAAUAUUCUGAUGAUAACUUGAACGCUCUCAUAUGCACUUUAUCUAAAGAUCCCCAAACCCAACAACUCGCCUACCAAUACUACCAGCAAGCAAAGCAGAAGCUGCCCAACUUUACACCUCACAAAUCAACCUUCAAUCAUCUCAUCAGGUAUCUCAUAACAUCAAAGGAUUGGAGUUCAAUUUUGUCAUUGUCCCAGGAUUUUAACCACUUCAAUUUAUUUCCAGAUAGUUCAACCUGUUGUAGAUUAGUCAGUAGCUGCAUUAGAGCUAGAAAAUUCAAACUUGUAAAUACCCUACUCCGAGUCUUUGAAUCUCGUCGUCAUGCCCAGGACCAAAAUAUUGCUGUUUUAGCCGCCUUUGAUUCCGCCAUGAGAGGCUACAAUAAGCUUCACAUGUAUAGCAGUACGGUUGUAGUCUAUGAAAGCAUGAGAUCUGCUGGAAUUUUGAUGGACCCUGCCUGUUAUUGUCGAAUUAUGGAAGCUUACAUGAAAAUUGGCAACAGUGACAGAGUUCUCCAUCUGUUUCAAGAAUUUCAAACUAGUUGUAGGACGACGACCACAGUAAGAGGUUCAACCACCACUACUACCAUUCCAUUUUAUACUCAACUUUCUUACAGAAUUCUAUGCCAGUCAUUAGGCAAAUCCGGGCGUGCUUUUGAAGCUCUUGAAUUCUUCAGAGAAAUGACAGACAAGGGUAUUACAGCUGCAGAGGAUCAUUUGAUUUACUCUUCACUCAUCUGUUCAUUUACAAGCAUUCGACAAGUACAAGUAGCCGAACAGCUUUUCAAAGAAGCAGAGAGCAAGAAAAUGUUGAGGGAUCCAGCUGUGUUUCUCAAACUCGUACUGAUGUAUAUUGAACAAGGGAUGAUGGAAAAAACUCUUGAAGUUGUUGCUGCUAUGAAACGUGUCAAAAUUAGAGUUUCCGAUUGCAUUUUCUGUGCCAUUGUCAACGGCUUCUCCAAGAGGAGAGGGCUUAAAGCUGCAGCACAAGUUUAUGAGGAGCUCAUCUUGCAGGGCUGCCAACCGGGUCAAGUGUCCUAUGCUUCCAUCAUAAAUAUCUAUUGCCAGCUUGGGCUCAAUUUCAGAGCAGAGACAGUGUUCUCUGAGAUGAUGCAGAAAGGGUUUGAUAAAUGUGUAGUGGCUUACUCUAGCAUGGUUGCCAUGUAUGGAAAAACAAGUAGGCUGAGAGAUGCAAUGAGACUUGUGGCUAAAAUGAAACAAAAAGGGUGUGAGCCAAAUGUGUGGAUUUAUAAUUCUCUCUUGGACAUGCAUGGAAGGGUCUUGAACCUGAGGCAGGUGGAUAAGAUAUGGAAGGAGAUGAAGCGAAGAAAGGUGGUACCUGACAAGGUUAGUUAUACUAGCAUCAUAAGUGCCUAUAGUAAAGCGAGGGAGUUUGAGAGCUGUAUAAAAUUUUAUCAUGAAUUUAGGAUUAAUGGGGGAGUGAUUGAUAGAGCAAUGGCAGGUAUAAUGGUUGGUGUUUUCUCGAAGAUGAGUCGGAUCGAUGAAUUGGUUAAACUCUUGCAGGAUAUGAAAUCAGAAGGAACUAGUUUAGAUGGGAGGCUUUAUAGCUCAGCCUUGAAUGCGCUGAGGGAUGCCGGGCUUCAAAUGGAAGAAAAAUGGUUGCAUGAAAGCUUUGAAGCUACAUAAGCUACAUACAUGCUUGACUGUUGAUGGAAAGCUGAAAGAGUAUUCUAUAAUACAAAGUGAUGGAAGAUUCUUUGAGUUGAGAGGAAACAUUUCUGAAGAGAUUUCCUGUGCUAAAUCAUGCUCAAUGUCCAUGUGAUUAUUCAUUAAUUGUAUGGUAUUCCUAUUUCAUUAGCAACGAAAAUAGAGAAUUCAGAAGUUUGGUAUUGUUUUAAAAUGCCACACAGUGGAGGUCUUGACUGCAGGGUAGUUGCAAAACCCACAUAUUUCUGGAAACUCCAAUUUCCCAUGAAGCUACAUGGGAAUCUCCAUGUUGGUGCAUGAAAGAGGUACUCUAGCAAGUUCAAAUGCAAGCUUAUUGAGGUAGACAGAAAUAUUCUAUACCAUUUAUUUUAUUUUUUUAUUUAUUCCCUACAUCUUUCACCACGUUUUUUUUUGCAAUCACAUCCCACACAUGAUCACGAGUAGCUGCCUCAGAUGUUCCAGUUUCAUUUAGCGUUGCACAGACUUCUCAAGCUCAGACUAAGAGGGGAGAUAAUUCGAAAACACAAAUCCUCUCACAUUUUGCAAGAAGCGAGUUCAUUUCAACAGAACUAAGUAUGUCUCCUUCAUUGUUAGACGGAAUAUUUCUAGUUUUAGUUCUA